Messenger RNA from Nipponia nippon (crested ibis), 1320 nucleotides. It is a transcript of the gene VSIG10, whose product is annotated as V-set and immunoglobulin domain containing 10. Gene Ontology annotation, cellular component: cell-cell junction; plasma membrane. Lineage: Eukaryota; Metazoa; Chordata; Aves; Pelecaniformes; Threskiornithidae. Gene Ontology annotation, molecular function: cell adhesion molecule binding. The record is from RefSeq and is a predicted model, not a curated record. Gene Ontology annotation, biological process: cell-cell adhesion; synapse assembly.
AUGCGGUUCCCCGGCAGGACGCCCCCGGCCCGCUUCUUCUUCGCCCUUUGCCUCUGGAGGCUGGUGCCGGGCCGGGACGCCUCAGGAACAGAGGAAGUAGUCUUUGGGAAGGUUGGAGGAAGCAUCCUCCUUUUAUGCCGAAAUGUCUCCAAAGAAGCAACCGAGGUGGUCUGGUUUCAAGGGGAUCCGAAAAAAAAAGAUCCGCUCUCUUUCCCCCCACUCUUCUCCUCAAGGGUCACUUUCCCCCCGGACGUCCGUUUCUCCCUGGUUGACAACAGCUCUCUGCGCAUCACGGAGCUGCGUGUGCAGGACGAAGGCAACUACACUUGCAAGGAAGUGCUGAACAAGACGGACCACGAGCACAGGGUGCAGCUCGUGGUAGCCAAUCCACCGCACUCGACCCCAAAGUGCUGGGCUGAGACUUCUUCGUCGGGGCUGACGCUGCAGCUGUUUUGCAGCUGGCCUGGGGGGUACCCCCACCCCACCCUGCACUGGAGAGAAGAGGGGCACGAUCUGGAGAACUCAAGCUGGGUCAUCAGCUCCACGAGCUCCUCGGACACCCACGUGGAAACGCUGAACAGCUCCCACCUCUCCCACCGCAAAGCGUUCACGUGUGUUGGGAGCCAUGUCGUCAAGCAGGAGGAGCCUGCGUGCACUGUGGAGAUAAAAAUCCCUUCACUGGAAUCAGAGCCCCCAAAGACCUGCUUUGUGGGUGACAACGUGACCCUGAUGUGCCGCGUGACCGAGAGCACCCCAGCAGCGAGGCUCACCUGGCUGCGGGGCAUCGCCCAGCCAGAGGUGGAGAUCCAGCCCGGAGGGAGGUACCUCGUCACCCAGGAGGGCAACGUGUCCCGGCUCACCAUCCGCAACUGCUCCCAGGGCACCGAUGGGGGCUGUUACGUCUGCAAGGCGCAGAACCCCGUGGGGCUGAGGGAGUUGUUCGUCUGCCUGACGGUGAAGCAGCCGGUGAACAUCGUUGGAGUCGUGGGCGCAGUGGUGGUGCUGUCCCUGCUGGCUAUUCUCACCGUCACCGGGGUUGUCUUGUACUACAAUCCCCUCCUGUGCCUGAGAGGUGCUGCAUUCAGGAAUCAGGACUCGGGUGAUGUCUUGGUGCUGGUGGACUCAGACGACGACGACGACGAGGGGAAGGGGGAAGAGGAGACCAUGAGCAGCUCCGCCAAGCACGAGGCGAUGGCGCUGGUCAACGGGAACAGCCUCCAGGCUGCUUACCUCAACUGCCUUAUGGAAGGUGACGAUGGCGAGCAGGACGGCGGAGCCUCUCCGCAGGAACCAACGGGAGAAGAGACGCGAGGCACGUAG